AUGGUCUAUCGGCUGCUCCGCCGGCCAUGGCCGCGCCGGAAGAUCUACUACAGCACGAUGAUACCGGAACUGGCCUGCACGGUCGGCCUGCUGGUGCUCUUCGGCCUCGCCCAGCCAAACACCUACCGCACGCAGAUGUGGCAGAUUGGCUUCAACAACGGCUUCAACUCAAACCCCAACAUGAUUCUUUACGCCUAUGCGAACCAUGCGCCCCUUCCGAAAAUCCCAUUUGUCUGGUCUCAAGCUCUCACGGACUUCAAUGUCGCCAUCGCCGUCCUGUCUCUUUUCGUCCUCAUCGCCAAGAUGAUUGCCCUCAUCAUGCACGUCUUCUUCCCCAUUUUCGGCCUCCUCAUGUCCAUCGCCAUGGUCGCCCUGUACGCGACCAGCGUCUAUGGACAGGCCGGCCCCGACUAUGCCGAUGCCCGCUAUCCGAGCCCCGUGGCCUGGUACAUUGCCAAGAGCUGCAGCUACGCUGCUGCAAACAACGUAGUCACCGACUGCAUGAUGGCCAAGAGCUCCUUCGCCAUCACGGUUCUUAUGCUCGCUGUGUACCUCGCCAACUUGGGCUUCGCCAUUUGGGCGAUGGUGCCGAACAAGGCCCUGGACAUUGAAGACGAGGAUUCCGAAUCGGACGACGACACACCCAGUUCCCGCAAGCAAUGGGAGAUGCAGCCACAGGCGAUUCGGUCGCCCGGACUGCGGUCCGCCGGGCUGCGGUCGCCCGGGUUGCGGUCGCCCGGGUUUGGAGGAGCGGGAGGAGGAGGAGGAGGAGGGGUGUUUUCUGGCGGAGGCCAGAUGGCGUCGCCCUUCACCCCACGCACGCAAGCCUUCAACUCGUUUGACAGGAACGCCUCGCCGUUUACGCCUCGCACACAGGCCUUCCACACGUUGGACCGGAAACUGCCGUUGCGGGCGUAG
Messenger RNA from Sporothrix brasiliensis 5110, 918 nucleotides. RefSeq lists its product as uncharacterized. The record is from RefSeq and is a predicted model, not a curated record. Bases 1 to 918 code for a protein of 305 amino acids. NCBI's taxonomy places the organism in Eukaryota, Fungi, Ascomycota, Sordariomycetes, Ophiostomatales, Ophiostomataceae. The transcript is spliced from 2 exons.